Messenger RNA from Oryzias melastigma (Indian medaka), 2019 nucleotides. Its product is annotated as DEP domain-containing protein 7. Gene Ontology annotation, biological process: intracellular signal transduction. Bases 154 to 1821 code for a protein of 555 amino acids. The record is from RefSeq and is a predicted model, not a curated record. The transcript has 12 exons. Lineage: Eukaryota; Metazoa; Chordata; Actinopteri; Beloniformes; Adrianichthyidae.
CUAGUGGCCAAACAUUAAAACUGCACCCAUGAGCCAAACGCUUCUUUUUUCCUUCCCAGCGUGGCGCUGAAACUCGCUGUCCUUCCCGGCUUUUUCCUGUUCCUGCUCCUCCUAAAAACGACAUCCUCUGUCUUUUUCCACUCUUCUUUUAACAUGGCUUCAAUAAAGGAGAGAGCUGCUGCGCUGAAGCUCGCAGAGAAGCUGUCUGUGGGUCGCCAAGCUCCUGGAGUGUCCACCGCCCCGCCAUCCUCAUCCUCCAUGUGGAACGGCCUCAUCUCCCACCUCAGGUCUACAGUGACAGUGAAGCGCAGACUAGUCCACCUCAAGUCCCACAGCGACUGUUUCCUGGGCGCAGAGGCCGUAGAUGUGCUCGCAGACUACAUUAAACAAACCAAAGGUUCCAGUGUGUCCCGGGAUAAAGUGAUGUGUGUGUGCCAGACCCUCCUGGAGUGCCACGUGUUUGAGGCGGUGGAAACGAAAGUGUUAGGCAAAAUCAAGAAGCGCCAUUUGUUUCAGGACAGCAAGAAUGCACUCUACAGGUUUGCAGGUGCUUGUACACCUGCAGUCGAUGACCUGGAAAGAAGUGCGCUUGAAAAUGGGAUCCAAAGACUCCUCCACAGCUCUUCUCCAGACAGGCUUCCAGAAGAGUCACACGUUCAAACCUCAGAGACGCCAGUAAAGGUCGGCCGACAGGGGGCUCUCUAUGCUAACAUUUCGUUGGAGCCUCCUGUGGGCAACCUGAGUGCCAGCAAAGCGCGGACGGACUCCAUUUUACCUCAGCCUGUGGUGGACGAGGUGUGGCAGGAGCAGACUCUGCUCAGGCUGUUGCACCUGGUGGAGCUCCCUGUGCUGGAAGGAGUUCUUCAGUGCACCCACAACCCAUCAUCUCAGCUUCAGUCCAGCCCAGUGGGUCACGCUGACCCAGAUGUGAUCGACAGCAUUAGAAACCCGGAGCGACAGAUCCUCAAGGCUUUCAAGAACUCCCAGGAAGAUGAGUGGCUCUGUGCAGCUCUGGACUGCUUGGACUUCCUCCCUGACCAGCAGGUUGUGGACCUGAGCAGAGAGAUGCCUCACUGUUUUCCUAAAUGUGGAGAAGCAGCAGCUCAAACCUGUGCUGAGCAGAGUCCUCUUCCCCAGAGCGGAUUGGCUCAGUUUAAGCUGCUACUCUAUGGGAUACUGGUCAAGCACUACAGUAAUAUGAACAUCAGACCUCUUUUGCCACAGAACUUGACUGAUGUCUACUCAGCCAUCACAGACCUGCUGGUCAAAGCGAAGUUGGAUAAAGCUUUGGAGGCCGUGCAACUGUGUCUGAAGCUGCUUCCACAGAGCAACAGAGAAGAGCUGCGCCGGCUGCUCACUUUCAUGUCUUUGGCAGCUGACCCACUGGGGAUGAGAGUAGACAAAGAGACAGUAAACAGGCUGGCAGUGAAAAAGGCCUUCUCCCGAGCAAUACUGCACGGCAGAUCUCUAUCAAAAGAGAAGGAGGACAUUCUGCUGGUCUUCAUGCUUAGCAACAUCAAAGAAAUCUUUAAGACACCGGGGGCUCUGCACCAAGGAGUCAGCAACAAGUUGGUGAGCCUUGCCCAGGGCAAACAUCCAGAUAUGACGGGAUCAACUUUAAACCAGGACAUUUCCAGCAGGACAUUUGCCGACUCUACAAAGAAGACCACGAACAAGGAACUGUGGAUUCUGUUAAACAAUAUAUACUUAGAUACCAAGAUGUCGGAAAAGGAGAAGAAGCGCCACCUUAGACAAUUUAACCAAGCCCAUCCGGAGUUAUUUAAUCAGUAUUUUGGUGACUCUGCUGUCAGCUGGCUGUAACAUUAUCACAUUUUGUUGUUCAUUUGUCAUACAGUGUUUAUCAAAGUGAUCUGUAAAGCAUUUGAUGGAAACUAAGAAAACUAUAAAAAGUCAUAAGAAUGACCAAACAAUUCCCCAAAGUUGGUGUUGUAAAUGUUGUAAACUACCAGAAGACCAGGAAAUGUGUGAUGUAGGAAAUGGUGCAAAUAAAAAGAAGGA